AUGGCCAUUGGUGGUACCCUUGGUACUGGUUUGUUCUCGGGAUCGGGGGAAGCACUUCGAGAUGGUGGCCCAAUUGGCCUCAUCCUUGGACACAUCGUCAUGGGGUUAAUUGUCUACAGCAUGAUAGCUGCUCUGGGUGAGAUGGUGAUAGUUUUCCCAGUUAAAGACCCUUUAAUUGAAUACCCUGCCCGCUUUGUUGAUCCAGCGUUGGCCUUUGCAUUUGGCUGGAACUAUUGGUAUGCUCUAUGGGUUUUCUUGUAUGCAAGAUGCUUCAUUAAUAGUUCCCAUUGCAGGUACUCAUUUGCGAUCACCCUAACGACUGAGAUCACUGCCGCAGGCAUGAUGGGUACUUCAUUUUUCCCCACCGGGUUCCGCUACAUAGGUUUUAGGCGCCAGUAUAGCUGUCAACCUUUGUCGAGGCAGGUGGUUUACAAAACUGCUACAAAAAUUGCUACUGUGGCAGGAGCGAUUCUUUUGGGGAUUGUUUAUAUCUCGGGUGGUUUUCCAAAGCAGGAUCGAAUCGGGUUUAGGUACUGGAUUGACCCUGGUCCAUUCAAUCAAUUUGAUGAUAUUCCUGGCUCUCAAGGUCGAUUCCUAGCCUUCUGGUCGGUCUUGGGUCACGUCGCUUUUUCACAUCAAGGUACGGAGAUCAUAGUUCUGGCAGCCAUAGAAACAGAAAACCUCAGGAAGAAGAUCCCCAAAGCCAUCCAGGCAGUUAUAUAUCGGAUCUCGAUAUUCUAUGUUGGUAGUAUGACUGUCGCUGGAUUAUUAGUAGCUCACAAUUAUGAACUAUUGGGCGCCGCGGGUGCCGGUGCUGCAGCUUUUUCGCCAUUUAUCAUUGCAUUCCGAUCAAUAAAUGGUGAUGGAGUAGCUGUUGUAGUUACUCUAGGUUCAUUCAUCAUCAUCUCACUAAUACCGGCACUAAGUUCACACCUAUACGCUGGCUCGGAAGUUUUGUUUAGUCUAUAUUCUUAUGAAAAUGAAAAUGGACCAUUAGCACCAAGGUGCUUCUCACGCCGUGCGCGCAAUGGUGCCCUUUUUGUUGGUAUAGGCAUUACAGCUGUGUUUGGGUUACUGGCCUAUAUCAGUACUAAGGGUAGCCUCGAGAGAGCUAACGAGGUGUAUGAAGAUUUUUCAAGGAUGUCAUCCAUCUCAGUUCUUAUGACGUGGUGGUCCAUCCUGCUUACAUACAUCCGAUUCUAUCAUGGAGUGUCAAAAAAAGUCGGAAUAGAUCGUAACAUGUUUGUCUAUAAGGCACCUUAUCAACCAUGGCUAUCUUGCUUUGGAUUCGCAAUGAUUACCUUGGUUGUCAUUUUCAACGGCUUCGAGGUCUUUUUAAGAGGCGAAUGGUCAACAUCCAAAUUCAUCUCAGCAUACAUCUCGCUUUUGAUAUUUACCUUAUGUUUUAUCUGGUGGAAGAUAUCUCAAAGAACACGUUUUGUGAAGUUGGAUCAAAUGGACUUCGAAACAGGCAGAAGUGAAUUGAACCCACUUCAUGGCGUUGUGGAGGAGGAGAAGAACGUUAACUCAGUUGGCAAAUCCAACAACUUCUUGCAAUGGGCAAGAGAGGCAAGGAAAAGUGGUGCAUCUGGAUGGUGGACAGUCGGUACUCGUAGUAAAACUGGGCCUCGCAAGUCUCAACAGGCCACUCCACCCUCGCAACUUGAUGAAAUUCCCCUCCAAACUCAUGAUGCAUCAUCUUCAACCCUGCGUCCUCCGACAGACUGUCCAGCACAUCUCCGCCCGCUUUAGAAUCACUAUUCAUUGCUUUCUAUAAACACUGAAACUUGAUAGGAAAACUCCGCAAU
Messenger RNA from Puccinia graminis f. sp. tritici CRL 75-36-700-3, 1808 nucleotides. RefSeq lists its product as uncharacterized. Gene Ontology annotation, cellular component: membrane. The record is from RefSeq and is a predicted model, not a curated record. Bases 1 to 1752 code for a protein of 583 amino acids. Gene Ontology annotation, molecular function: amino acid transmembrane transporter activity. NCBI's taxonomy places the organism in Eukaryota, Fungi, Basidiomycota, Pucciniomycetes, Pucciniales, Pucciniaceae. Gene Ontology annotation, biological process: amino acid transmembrane transport. The transcript has 16 exons.